CAAUGGACGUCACGCCGUGUUGACGUCACCGCGGAGCCACGCUGCACAGUUAUGGAGCCGUAUGGAGCCAGUCCAAACAACUUUUCCAGAGGAACUGCACACCACAACGCGUCCAGUCGUCCAUCAAAGUGCUGAGAUUUACCAAAGUAGCAGAAAACAUCAGCCGAACACGUGACGAAAAGUUAGCUUAACGACUUAAUUUUGCUUUUGAGUGUAUAAUUCAGUUCUUUUCUUACUAUAUAGUUAUUUCUCCUUACAACUGUCGUCUCUUUUUGGAAGUUACGAUGAGGAGUCUGCGGUUGUUGUUCCUCGUCGGGCUGGCGUCUGGGUUUAUCAGUGAAAAACUCUUUGUCUCCUCCUUUUCCACAUCAGAUGACAUAUACCUAGAGGGCCGAACGUCAGGUGACCUCCCCAUAGAUGAUGAAGAUGGUGAUGACGGCGGAUCAGGCUCUGGAUCCGGAGGCUUUGAUGAAGAGAUAUUCAGGAGGUUCACUAACUUCUCUCAGACCACAGUCUCCAAAGAAACGGUUCCAACUCAACCACCGCCAGCAGCAGACUCUCCUCACAACCCAUCAACUACAGCAGCAACCAAAGUGAAGGACACAGAGACAACACCAUUCAUAUUAACUAAUGGGGACAGCAGUGAUGAAGAGGUGACAGCUGAUUGGUUUACAGAGAGCUCCACCAGCAAGCCUCCCAGUGAAACUACUGCAACCAAAUUCGGCAUAGACAUCACUGUAAUCAAUGAUAUCGUCGAGGAUAACAGUCAGGAUAGGUGGAAUGUCUCAACACCCAAAAACCACGAAGACGAAGUCCUGAUUGCAGAUCGCGAAAAUGAUCUUAAGGCCACCAACGGCAAAGGCAGAAUAUAUGAGAUGGACUCUCCGGCAGAGGUGACCUCUGAGAACAUGUGGGAAAGGACGGAAGUGCUGGCAGCGGUGAUAGCUUGCGGAGUGGUUGGAUUCCUCUGUGCUGUUUUCCUUCUCCUCCUAAUUGCCUACCGUAUGAAGAAGAAGGACGAAGGUAGCUACAACCUGGGAGACACCAAAGAUUCCACAACAGCCUAUCAGAAAGCACCUACCAAGGAGUUCUACGCCUGAACUGACCAGUAGGGACUUUAAAUGGAGUGUGUCUCCUCCCAAUCAGGAAAUAAGAAUGGAUCUAUAAACAACUGAAGAUGAUCCCUCUUGAUGAAGUUUGAAGACAAGCACCUCUGUUCUUCUUCAAUGCUCUCACCAUUAUUAUUUUUUCUCAUCUUCCUCUUCUAUUCUUUCACAUCUCAUUGGACUUGGUUCUGCAUUACAGAGGAAUUGAUUGUCCCAUUUAGCAGAGCUACAGCCUGAAAUGUCCCAGCUCAGCUUAACAACAUUGAGGAAGUUCACAGAAACAUAUGAAUUGCCUUAACACAUUUUGAAUGCUGUUAAUUGAAAUGGUACCACAUAUGGGGUUAGUAUUACAAAGGUCCUUCACAAAUGUAAACCCUUUUCCUGUUAUUUGAGGUCAAAUUUGCUCUUUUUUUUUUUAAACAUUUUUCAUUGUUGCAUUUCAUUUUCUGUACGCUUUCUUCGCUGAAUCGAUGAUUUGUUUUUGUUGUUAUGAGGAAUUUUUCAUAUGCUGUCCAGUAUUUGAAUGAGAGAUGAUGUUUCUCUGCAGGUACAUAUUUUUGUUGCUUUCUUACAGAUUUCUGACACUUGUAGAACUGACCAAAUAUAAAUGUGCUUUAAUUGUCUUUUGGAAAAUUAUUUUUACUAGCCUUUUCAAUGUGUUUUGAUGUUUUAGAGAUUAUAUUUCCGUAAGCCAUUUUUUAAGAGAUUUCAGCUAUUGUAUUCAUACAGUGGUUGCCGUAUGUUGGCCCUCAACUUUGCAUCCAGCAUUAGUCAUAUUUUAAGGACUAUUUUAUUUGAUGACUGAGUGCAGCAAGCACGUGUAACAGGAUUCCUCAGGUAAAGCCAAGGCUAAUGACUAUAAUUCAGAAACCGUAAAAGUUACCAACGAUUUCUGCCAAAACACAACACAUUCCUUUCUGACUGUCAAAUGCAUACAGCUACCAUAGCAGGUUUGGACUUAAAGGGACAGUGAUAAUGUAACUGACAGGAUUAUCAAAAAUCUGUAAUUUAUUCAUGUCUUACAAAUUAUUUUCAAAUAGUUACAAUGUUAGGUAGUGUAGGCAUGUCAGAUUUUGCCUCAACCAGCCAACCAAAGGGAGCAUGGGACCUUCUAGAGAAUUUUAGAGAUAUUCCCUUUUCACAGCACAUCAUUGUUAUGUAUACACCCUGUUAAACAAAUUAUUUAAGUGAAAAUAUCAGGGAUUUGCCCUAUGUAUAGUGUCUGAUGAAUUUUAAGCAUCUACCUACUGCUUUUUAUGAGUCAAAAAACUAAACUUGCUGAUCAGUGGUCGAUGCAUACAGAGAGGUGGGGCUAAGUGGUUAAACUAUCUAAUCUAAUUGAAAUUAUAUUGUUUUGUAUUUCUAUGGCUUUGACUUUUAAAUGUUAAAUAUGUAUAGGCAUUCUUAUAGGAUUGUAAUAGCUAUUUUUGUUUGUUGCCCCUGUCUGUUGCAAAAUUUGUAGCAGCAGUUUUUGUGCCUAUUAACUGUUUGAUUCCCUUUAUUUUUUGUCCUUUAGUCAAGUCUACUUAAUAGUGUUUACAUGAUAUAAAUACAUUUGCCAUAAUUUAAAAUACGUAUUAUUUUGAAGCAAUUCUAGAAUAACAGAAUGCAAGCUAACUAUUCACCGUGGCUGGAAUAAACAAGACAAUUUUAUCACUACUAACCUACUGUGACUUACUGUUGAUAACGUAAAAUUUGUUGAGCACUUGAAUCCUCCGUGCCUCACAAAAUACAUUGUAUACCUUCAUUUACAGUUGCUUUGACCUGUUGAGCUGUACAGAACCUCAACUGGAAUGUUUCUGUUCCAGUGUGAUCGAGGAAAAACUGACAUUUCUGUUCUCCAUACCAACAGAAAAAACAUAAUAAACCCUACUCAUAGAGGGUUAGGACAACAGGUUAGCACUUGCCAGCAAUCCAACAGGUGAUGACACACUAAGCGUUAUCUUCUAGAAUCUUUGUAAGUUUAUACAGUAUGUUGAUGAUACUAUAAUUUAAAUGUAUUAAUUUAUACUUGCUUAGACUAUAAUCCAAGUUAUGUCAGUGAUUUAUUGGGAUUGUACAGUAUUUACUCAUGAUUGAAGCCUCUUUGUGCCUACUGCUCAGUUUUUGUUUUUAAAUAUAUGUUUUCCGUGUAUUUGAUGAGACUCGGUUAAUUCAUUUUCAUUAUCAGUUGUCUAGCUUUUUUAAAAUACUUGUUUUCAUAUAAAGACAUUUAAUAAAUGAAUAAAGUAGAA
This is a messenger RNA of Perca flavescens (yellow perch), 3340 nucleotides long. Its product is annotated as syndecan-2. The coding region runs from base 285 to 1100 and encodes 271 amino acids. The transcript is spliced from 5 exons. Gene Ontology annotation, biological process: cell migration. Gene Ontology annotation, cellular component: membrane; cell surface. The record is from RefSeq and is a predicted model, not a curated record. Lineage: Eukaryota; Metazoa; Chordata; Actinopteri; Perciformes; Percidae.